This is a messenger RNA of Zygosaccharomyces rouxii, 2088 nucleotides long. It is a transcript of the gene SND1, whose product is annotated as Snd1p. The record is from RefSeq and is a predicted model, not a curated record. The coding region runs from base 1 to 2088 and encodes 695 amino acids. The transcript has a single exon. NCBI's taxonomy places the organism in Eukaryota, Fungi, Ascomycota, Saccharomycetes, Saccharomycetales, Saccharomycetaceae.
AUGGAGUUUGACAGGAGUCGUAGGCCUUUUGGUCAAAGUGAAAGUCCGAAAGUCGAAGUCAAGGCCCAAAACUCCUUGUUUUUAAUUAACUAUACGGAUGUGCCGUCUUUAUCCGAUGAGUGGCAGAUUUCUGUUUUUAUUGAUAUACCGACUAUUGAUUUCUACAAAGAUGAGUUGACUAAUAGCAAGCUGUCUAGGUUCAAUAGGCAAUUCAAGCUACAGCACUUGAAGGAAACGAUUUACAAGAGCCUGACCAACGGCAAUGAGGAGUUUUGGGAUCAGUGGUUGACACACUGCAGUAAUGGUAAUCGUAAGUUUGUUAUGAGGGUUUCUUCAUCGGGAUCUUUGAGAUAUGUGGAAACUAUAAGGUUUUUAGUGGAAUCCGUAUAUGAAAAAUUGCAGAAGCAUCAGGAGCAGUUAAGGAUAGAGUUUAGGUUGGAUGCGUCUCCCACGUCUCAUAAAUGGUUUACAACGUUCCUUGAUCCAAAGAUUUUACAAAGUGGGAUUGUCCGUUUUAGUCAUGUGGGGACUCAGACUAAUGCCAUGAGGCCGUCACCCUUCAAGGACUACUACAAUUUGCUGAGUAAAAAAUUCGAGGAAUCGCAGUCAGGUGCGAAAGAGUCUCAGUCUAUUGACUCGAUUCUCAUUAUUACCAACAGUAUGGGUGUCAAGGCGCUAUUGACCAUUUUAUCGGAUCGACCAUUGACCAAUUUUAUCACUAGAGAGUCCAUUGAGAUGUUACACGAUAUUGCGUUGAAAAAGGCCCACAGUACGGAAGAGGAUACACCAUUGAAGAGGGAGUCGUCGUCUUUGUUAAACUUCCAGAACCAGCUAAUCACAUCUAAUAAGGAUAAGGCAGUAAGAGUACGAUCUCCAUCAAUUGGCAGGAAAACGAGUAUUGCAACCCCGCUAUCAAUGAGGCACCAUCGUGGAGGAAGUGUUGCAUCCCUAGACCAGGAAGAUGCCGAUUAUGAGGACGAGUUAAAUGACAGUGAUGACGAAGACGAGGACGAAGACGAAGACGAAUCUGACAGCGAUAGAAAGGAUGAUGAAGACGACGAAGGGAUUAGUUUCAAUGUGCCCAGUAAGCUGUCACAUACAAGAUCAUCAGACUUCCUUUCCGCUGCGUGGAACCCUGGUAUGAACGGCAGAGUAAGGUCGCUGAGUCUUAUGGAUCCACCACUGCGGAAGCCAUUUGCAACUAGACAGGGCGGGGGGCUGCCGCUUUCUAUGGGAAGUACAGACGACGAGGCUUCGCCUAGUGAAAAUAUGCGAAUUACCAACAUAUAUGUUCACGACGGUGAUUUCCAAGAUCCUGCAGACCCUUCUACCGCCACUAAGAGGUAUCGCAAGAGAGCAAGCAAAUUACCCUCUAGACAGGGUUCAGCUAAUGGGUUGAUACCGCCCGAAUUCUACUCGCGUAUCUCAUCACCAUCUUCAAGCGCCAGUAGUUCCAGUACUUCUUUGCAAAAUCUCAACAUGGCGCCUGGAACUUUCUCCAAGAUGGCUUUUGCAGGUGGAAGCAGUCAAGGCAGUGGACACACGGAUUCGCUAUUUGAGAAGAAUUUGAUCAAUAAAUCGUUUGAAGAAACCAGGAAGAAUAAUUUACUCGAUUCCAUUAUUGAGAAAAUUCAAAAUCGCAAUCAACAGCUUGAUAAGAAUGGGCUAGCACUGAAUUUCGUCUCCAAUAAAACGAUACCAUCCCAAAUAUUGGAUGAAGAAGAUUUACUCAUGUCAGGCGCUGGCGGUGUCAACAUUAGCAGAAACUUCAGCCUUGAACACAUUUCAGAUGAGGAUAACCGUUCCAAUAGUACAGUGGUUUCACCACCAAGUAAAGAAGAUGAUAACGACACGGAAAGUACAUAUACUGCUACUACCCCAACGGUAGCCUUAGAUUUAAGCAGGAUAAAGCUGUAUGAUGACGAUCCAGUGCCGCCGCCACCACCACCCCCAGAAAAUCCUGAAACCAGUUCUUCCUCUAAUGAUAAAGCACGUCCCAAGUACAAGAAGGCCGUUACUUUAGAUCUUUACGGCGAUGAUGAUCUAGAGAACUCCGGAGGCUGGGUCUUGGGAGGCAACUCCAGGUAG